This is a messenger RNA of Anolis sagrei ordinatus, 1211 nucleotides long. NCBI's taxonomy places the organism in Eukaryota, Metazoa, Chordata, Lepidosauria, Squamata, Anolidae. The record is from RefSeq and is a predicted model, not a curated record.
AUGCCACAGUUGCACUGUGAUGCUGGUCAAUCUCUGGCCUUUCCCUUCUUCAUCUGGGGAGACUAUCCUCCUCUGCCUCUGGGCACCGGGUCCCACUGGCAAUUUGUGAGGCCAAAGGCCAAACGAGUGCUGGCCAAGUUGGCGGAGACGUACGUGGAGACCAUCUGCAGUGGUAAGGUGCCCUGCUUGGAGAGUGCGGUGCUGGUCUUGGCAGAGAUGGAGAACACGGCUGCCAUGGAGGAGGCUGUGGCUCACUAUGGGAAACUGAUGGAGGAGAGGCUGAGCCUGCCCACGGAGAGCGUUCCAGAGCUGCUGGGGGUCCAUGCUGAAUGUGAGAAGGAGGCCCUCCAGGUGUUCAUGGCACGUGCUUUCAAGGAUGAUAAGAGCCACUUCCAGGCUAAACUCAUGAAAACCCUGGAUGACCGGAAGGAGGAAUACUGCCGAAGGAAUGAGCAAGAGUCCAUUAAACGCUGCCAGGCUCUGUUGGCCACUCUCUGCGUGGAGCUGGAGGAGAAGGAGAGGGGGCAGAUCCUUUGGCCCUUCCUGGCGGUCCUCCUGAGCAAUGCUUCUCCCAUCCAUGCAGAGGCGGCCCUGAAGCAGUUCCUGGAGGACAAGGAGGACGUUGGGAGAGCCAUUCUCCAAAGCGACAAGGCCCUCAGCGAGAAGGAGAAGCAAAUGGCAGAGGCCCAGGUGCGGAAGGAGGCGGCCCAGAGGGAGCAGGAGGUCCUGCGUCAGAGGCAGGCUGAGCGGGAGCAGAAGAUGCAGGACCGGCAGCGGAGCUCCAAGGAGAACGUCCGGCAGCUGAAGGCCAAGAUGGAGCAGCAUCGGGAGCAGCUUCUGAAGGAGCAGGAGAAGAUGGUGGAGAGCAAGCUGGCGGAGCAAGAGGCGCUGCUGAAAGAGGGCUUCCAGAAGAAGGCCGGGCAGGUGAUGAAGGAGGUCCAGCGCCUGAAGGUUGAGAGCGCCACGAUCAGGGAUCCCUCCUGGCUGGACAGAGUCCUGAAGGGGCUGGUGUCAGCCCUCAUAUUCUAUUUGCCAGAGAUCGUCGACAAGGUGAUGGAGGUCGUCUCAAACCUGUUCAGGCUCUUGUGAUCAGUGCCUCCCAGCACCGCCCCUCCCCUCGAGGCCUCUUCUGCUGCUGCCUUUGGCUCGCUGUGGCCUGUCCGUGUGCCUCUUUGGACCCAAUGCGCUAUUAGAAGAAUGCUGUGCUUCCC